Messenger RNA from Bombyx mori (domestic silkworm), 306 nucleotides. It is a transcript of the gene CPR115, whose product is annotated as cuticular protein RR-2 motif 115. The transcript has 3 exons. The coding region runs from base 1 to 306 and encodes 101 amino acids. Gene Ontology annotation, cellular component: extracellular matrix. The record is from RefSeq and is marked provisional. Lineage: Eukaryota; Metazoa; Arthropoda; Insecta; Lepidoptera; Bombycidae.
AUGGUUUCCAAGGUAGUACUAUUCGUUGCUUUGGUGGGUGUUGUAUCCGCCGAGCAUGCGUUCUCCUCCCAACACAUCCACAAGUACGACGGACACCAUGAGCCCGUACACCACGGACACCAUCAUGAUUAUUAUACCCACCCUAAAUACGAGUUCGAGUACAAAGUGAGCGACCCUCACACCGGCGACCACAAGAGUCAGCACGAGUCCCGCGACGGUGACGUCGUCAAGGGAUAUUACUCGCUGCACCAACCUGACGGCUCCGAAAGACACGUGCACUACCACGGUGAUCAUCAUUCUGGGUAG